Messenger RNA from Dinoponera quadriceps, 2597 nucleotides. RefSeq names its product cyclin-dependent kinase 4 (gene Cdk4). NCBI's taxonomy places the organism in Eukaryota, Metazoa, Arthropoda, Insecta, Hymenoptera, Formicidae. The transcript is spliced from 5 exons. Gene Ontology annotation, molecular function: cyclin binding; cyclin-dependent protein serine/threonine kinase activity; ATP binding. The record is from RefSeq and is a predicted model, not a curated record. Gene Ontology annotation, biological process: regulation of G2/M transition of mitotic cell cycle; regulation of gene expression; protein phosphorylation. Gene Ontology annotation, cellular component: cyclin-dependent protein kinase holoenzyme complex; nucleus; cytoplasm. Bases 685 to 2094 code for a protein of 469 amino acids.
CUUGCGUGGACGCGGUGCGAAAUUAGAAUAUCGCAUCUGCCUAAUUUCGGAUUUGUUCACAGAGAAGCUAUGAGUCCGUCCAGAUCAACGAGCACUUCAUAAUACCGCAUCGAGCGAUGCGAUAAGGAGAUUGAGUAAUUCGACAUUCCAAUGUUCGAAAGUUCUUACGUCACCUAAUUUUCUAACGGAAAUCGUGCUUUUCUACAUUUCUCUUCAUAGUGCGGUCUCGUGUUCCAGAACCAACGUCGACAUGUCAUAAUGUGUGUAACGUGCUUUAAAUUGAAUAUUAAAAACAGAGAGAUUCAGUCGAGAAUCUCUUUAUAUUUCUGUGCUGCGAACGUGUGGGUAUGUUUGAGUAUCGCACGCGCGUCAUUCGUAUUACCGUAUCUUUAUCUAACAUAAAGAUUUCGCGUUAUCGGUUUUCCCAUGUCUUCCCACGGAGCGUUUUCUUAUCUGCUGCGUCAAUCCCGCGCUGUUUUUCUCCCUUUUAUGGCUGUUGAAGUGGAACAAUGUGACAGAAUAUCGUGUCUUUUCUGAGGCCUCCUGGCGGCGGCGGCGGAGUAGAAGAAAGAGCUGCAGGAAACAAGGGGAAGACUGCUCGAGAAAGGAAAAGAGCCUAUUGUUAGGUGUUGCAAAUGUUGAAGCCACGUUGAAGACCUUCGCAGUAGAAGUCGAGAUGUUGUGAUGGCUGGUAGAUCGCGACGUUCGAGCACAGAGCUCGAACCAGAUCUAUCGACGCCAACGGCCCCGAAGAAAUCCAGGCAGUCUGAAACGUCACCCGGAAAAUCGGCCGCGGAAGAGGACCCAACGAAAUUAGAAGGCGCCGAGACACCGUCUAAGAGCGAGAUCUCCUCGCGGACGGGAGUCGUUCAGGAAAAGGGGAAACAUCUCGGGGAAACCGCUGAAUCCGCGGAAGCGUCGAGACAAUCGAUCGGUGAGACGUCAUCGGGCUCGGCUGAAACAAGUCUGGAGCUGUUCGAACAAAAGACAAGCUCCGCAACGACUUCCGCAGCGACCUCCGCAACGGAACCGACUCCGGGUUCGUCGAAGGAAGAACAGUUCGGCACAUUGAAAUCCGUUGUAAUGAAGUACAGUAAUCAACGCGAGCUCCCUGGUUCCCCCGGCAAAACAUCCGAGACGACCAUUCAGAUUCAAACAUCCUUGCUGGGCGAGCAUGCAUCGUACGAGGAGCUGUCCCUUAUCGGGAACGGCGCUUACGGCACAGUGUACAAAGCGAAAGACAAGGCUAGCGGUCAAAUUGUAGCGCUUAAGAAAGUCAGGGUGCCUCUGACGGAAGACGGUCUGCCUAUGUCCACGCUGAGAGAAAUCGCUACUCUGAAGCAGCUCGAACGAUUUGAACACCCGCACAUCGUCAGGUUGUUGGAUGUUUGUCAAGGAAGUUACCUUGACUUACCCUCCGGCGAACGGUCCGGAAGGUUGGAUCGUGGCCUCACCCUGUGGCUGGUGUUCGAACAUGUGGAGAGAGAUCUUGCUUCUUACAUAACUAACUGUCCGCAGACAGGUAUCCCUCCGUAUCUCGUCAGGCAAAUGUCAAAGGAGAUACUUUGUGGAGUAGAGUUCCUACAUAGCCAUAGAAUAAUACAUAGGGAUUUAAAGCCUCAGAAUCUUCUGGUGACGCGGGAUGGAAGAAUCAAGAUCGCAGAUUUCGGUCUGGCUAAGACUUAUGACUUCGAGAUGAAACUAACCUCUGUCGUCGUAACUCAGUGGUAUCGAGCACCUGAAGUACUCUUGGGAUGUUCCUAUGCUACACCCGUAGAUAUUUGGUCUGUCGGAUGUAUCAUGGCGGAACUUUACAAAUUGGAGCCAUUAUUCCCGGGUACCAGCGAGGGAGAUCAAUUGGACAGGAUCUUUAAAGUUGUAGGUACUCCAUCGCAGCAAGCAUGGCCAGAAAACGUAUCAGUCAGUUGGACAGCUUUCCCUCACAGGCCACCUAUACCUCUUGGUGCAAUAAUACCAGAUCUAGAUGAACAUGGACUAGAUCUAUUAAAGAGUAUGCUCAUGUUUGAUCCUCAUAGUCGUAUAACCGCAGCUCAAGCUGUAAGACACCGAUACUUUUCUGAAGAUGACGCGUGAUGACUCUUCUGUAAGUUAUCUAUUUACCGCUAGGUAACCUAGCAAACAUUCAGACUGACAUAAUUGUAUUUUGAAAUAGGAAUAUAUAUAUAUAUAUAUAUAUAUACAUAUAUAUAUAUAUAUAUAUAUGACAUAUAUAUAUAUGACAUUUAAGCACAAUAAUAGUCUGUAAAACAAAGUUCUAAGUACAGCAUUAUACAUGUAUACUAGGAACAUGUCAGAAUUUUUACUCUCUAAUUCGAGUAUUAAGAUUCACUUAUGCUUGCAAACUUGAGUUUAGAUUCGGAUUUAGAUUCAAUUGACUGUUAAAAUCAGUGGCUAAAUUUGUUGUGUCGAAAUUAAAUAUGUUUUCGUAGUUUACUAUACACGUACGCCCGCACUAUUUUUACAUUGUUGGUCCUGUAGAGCAAAUUUGUUAACAUUAAAUCGUAAUAAUCGUAAAUAAUUCUGCGAAACAAACCUGUAAUAUUUAAGUUAACUUAUCCUAUACUUUAAUGUAUAAU